Messenger RNA from Microbotryum saponariae, 391 nucleotides. NCBI's taxonomy places the organism in Eukaryota, Fungi, Basidiomycota, Microbotryomycetes, Microbotryales, Microbotryaceae. The record is from the annotation of a GenBank genome assembly.
AUGGCCACGACGCCCCGCGCUGGCGCGUACACGCUCGUCCCCCAUGACGAUGGCGAGCAGGUCUGGGCUCACUUCGGCGUCGAGCAACCCUACGGAGCAUCUUGUGGUAUCACUCUCAGUCCCGAUUUGCAUGCGAUGUACGAGCGCUACGCCUUUUCCUUCUACCCCAGCGGAGUAAGUGUCUUCAGCUCUCUCACUCUCCUGUUUGCUCCUGCUGCUCCCCCUGGCGAUCCCGCUUCCGGCCGCCGGCCCACAGAACGGCCGAUAUACUCUGCAUUUUUUUGAACCGCAGUGCGACAUUUACCACUGCUUCCAUGGGAAGGAGAUCUCUCGCGACGCGUUCCACACCGUCGAUGAUUAUGAAAUUCCCUUCGACGAAUAUUUCCGUUAG